This is a messenger RNA of Baudoinia panamericana UAMH 10762, 2134 nucleotides long. RefSeq lists its product as uncharacterized. The transcript has a single exon. Bases 58 to 1851 code for a protein of 597 amino acids. Gene Ontology annotation, cellular component: site of double-strand break; nucleus. Gene Ontology annotation, biological process: regulation of DNA double-strand break processing. Lineage: Eukaryota; Fungi; Ascomycota; Dothideomycetes; Mycosphaerellales; Teratosphaeriaceae. Gene Ontology annotation, molecular function: protein binding. The record is from RefSeq and is a predicted model, not a curated record.
UCUUACCUCCCGUACUCACUGCUCCCGUCCCGUUGCAGGUCCGCUCUGCCUGCGACUAUGGCGGACGAGGAACCCGAGAUAGAAGCGAAUGACGAGCUGCAGCAGUUUCUAGGCACCUCUUCUUUCGGCAAACAGACGAGACAGGCGAACUUCGACAAGCAGGUCGCACUGAGUAAGCGCGCCCGGGUAGGAAACAGUGGAGCUGCUGCUGAAAGCCGUAUCGAAGUCGACCGGGACGAGGCUCAGGACGAAGACGAAGGAGGCGGCGACAACCAUGACCACGACGACGACAACGACGACGACGACGAUGAUGACGAUGAAGAUGAAGACGACGAUGAUGAGUUCCCGGUCUCUCACGAGAUGAUCAUCAAAACGCACGACCGCGCCGUUACUGCAAUAUCACUGGAUCCCGCUGGAGGCAGGCUGGUUACGGGGUCUAUGGACUGCACGCUCAAACUACACGAUUUCGCCUCGAUGACACCUACGACUAUAAGGGCCUUCAAGUCGAUUGACCCGACUGCGACGAAAAGCUCGGCGAAUGUGGAGACGCACCCUGUGCACCAAGCGCUCUUUAACCCGCUAUCUGCAGGCCAUAUUUUGGUGGCCACGGCUCUGCCCCAAGCGAAGAUCUUCUCCAGAGACGGUGAAGUGCUGGCGGAGUUUGUUAAGGGCGACAUGUACCUGCGUGACAUGCACAAUACCAAAGGCCACAUUUCCGAGAUCACUACUGGGACAUGGCAUCCUACCAACCGUAACCUCUGCGUGACGGCAGGGACGGAUAGCACGUUGCGCAUUUGGGACCUUAACACGCCCCGUACCCAGAAGGAGGUCAUUGUCCAUAAGUCGAAAGCUGCAGGCUCAGCAGGCAGGUCACGAAUGACGGCCGUGGCAUGGGGUUCACCGCUGCAAGGCGGAAGCAACAUCCUUAUCUCAGCGGCUUUUGAUGGCAGCCUGAUCAUGUGGAGUGGCGAGGGACCGUAUGCGCGACCUGCAGCAGAAGUUCGCGACGCACAUACUGCAGGCACAUGGACCAGCGGUCUCGACAUCAGCGCAGAUGGCAGGCUUGUUGUGACCAGAGGUGGCGAUGAUACAAUCAAGCUUUGGGACACUCGCAAAUUCAAGCAGCCAGUCACUACCGUUGCGCAUGCAUCAAGCUCCGCACAAUAUCCGACCGCCAACAUCCGCUUUUCGCCAAACUCGACGAAUGUCAUCACCGGGUCGGAAACGGGCCAUCUCCACAUCUUGAACCCUGCGACUCUCAAACCGGAGCUGGUCACACCAGUCACAUCCGGAUCACCCUUAGUAACAGUCCUCUGGCAUCCGAAGCUCAAUCAGAUCGUCACCGGCUCAGCCAACGCCGAAGUCCACGUCCUCUACAACCCAAACACAUCCAUCGCCGGCGCCAAAGCCGUAAUGUCACGCGCACCAAAGCGGCGUCACAUCGAUGACGACCCGAACCUCACAACUGACCUCGCGAACGGCAUCUCCAACGACUCGGUCAUUGUACCUGGUGGCACCGUGCCGUCAUCUGUCAGCUACGCCAGUCGCCAUCCCACAGUCGGUCUCACAGCUUCUGGGCGAAGUAGAGAUCCAAGACGCCCGCACGUGCCUGUAGCAACUCCGUUCGCGAAGAGCAAUCCGGACGAGGAGUAUGUGCGCAGUCAGAUCCCGCUGUCGAGUUUGCGGGAUGAGGAUCCGAGGGAGGCGUUGCUCAGGUAUGCGGACAAGGCGAAGAACGAUCCGUUGUUUACGAAUGCGUGGAAGACUACGCAGCCGAAGACGAUAUACAGGGAGCUAAGUGAUGAAGAGGAAGAAAAGGAUGGUCCCGAGGCGAAGAAGGCGAAGCACUAGCGGGUGUCUUUGUUUGCUAUUAGCUGUGUUGCCAUUGGUCUAGCAAAGCGCGGUGGGACAGUCGACUCACGGUUACGCUGAUGGUAUAGAGAAAUCCAGCCACCAUUGGUUAGGAAGAACUGUUUCAGAUCGAACCAAUAUAGCAUGCAACCGGUUUUCAUUAAUCUCUCAAAGCUGGAGUGAUAACCAGCAUGUGAGAUGGGAGACGUCUACGAAUGACUAGAUCUCAGCUAUCGAGAUUGUUCCGUCAAUAUCCUGUAGAAGGCCUCAAGUUCGUCUGGCU